Molecule: messenger RNA, 1451 nt
Organism: Andrographis paniculata
Lineage: Eukaryota; Viridiplantae; Streptophyta; Magnoliopsida; Lamiales; Acanthaceae
Product: vesicle-associated protein 2-2-like
Exons: 9
Coding region: 159-1202 (347 amino acids)
Biological process (GO): endoplasmic reticulum membrane organization
Cellular component (GO): endoplasmic reticulum membrane; plasma membrane
Source: RefSeq, a predicted model, not a curated record
AACAAAAGUCUCUGAUCUUUCUAGCAGAUUCCCUUUUGAUCUGAGUUUCCACCUCAACGAGUUCCGCGUGUUCCGGCAUUUCGAAGUGGAGCUCUAUCUGCAGGGAGGGAUUGCGGUCUGAAUUGUCGCGAAUCAUCUCACUUUCGGCGUAAGGAGUUAUGAAUACUCAGCUAGUCGAAAUUCACCCUCAAGAACUCAAAUUUGUAUUUGAGGUGAAAAAACAGAGUACAUGUGUUGUUCGCCUCACCAAUCUCAGUGACGAGUAUGUAGCUUUUAAGGUAAAGACAACCUCUCCAAAGAAGUACUGUGUGAGACCUAAUGUAGGCAUAAUCAAGCCCAAAUCAACAUGUGAUUUUGUAGUCACCAUGCAAGCACAGAAGUUAGCUCCCUCGGAUAUGCAUUGCAAGGAUAAAUUUCUAAUUCAGAGCACCAUGGCACCAUUUGGAACGACAGAAGAUCAAAUUACACCUGCCAUGUUUGCAAAAGAUACUCACAAGUAUAUGGAAGAGACCAAACUCAGAGUUGUUCUUGCAACCGCUCCAAAUUCUCCAGCAAAGCCAUCAUCGGAUGUAGUUUUAAAGCAGGAAGCAUCAUCUUACGAGACUGUUUCACCAAAUGGAUUGCACUCACCAGUUUUGACACCUGUCAACGGAUUUAGCAAGCAAGGACAAUCAGAUGAGAUUUCAAAUCCAAAAGACGAAAUCGAGAAUGGAGUUGAAAAUAAUCUUCCUACUGAUCUUGUAACUAAUAAAGUGGAGGCUGUAAAAACCGAGAAAAUCACGCCAGAGUCGAGAUCAUUCAAAUUCAAUAUUGUGGAUGAUAUGAUGUCUGUCUCUGAGAAGUACCCGGUGAAACAAGAGGUGUUUGUCCCGGAGAAGGAUGAAGAUUCCAAAAAGACCAAAGAUUCAGAAGAAAUCGGAUUUAAACUGACACAAGAAAUUGAGGAAUUGAGAUCGAAGAUUAGUUCCAUGGGUACCAAGCUAGCCGAGGCACAGAAAAUGAUUGAAAAGCUAAACAAAGAAAAGAGCAUUGCAACUCAUGAAAAGGAAACAGUAAUGCAACAGUUGGCAAUGUUGAAAACAAGGAGUGGCGGCACCGGCACCGGCACGGUAGCUAGAAAAGUCCAUAUUGGUUUCCCGCCACUGUUUGUGUGCAUGGUUGCACUGAUUAGCUUAAUGCUUGGGUUGAUCGUUCGAGUUUAACGAAUCUCGAUGCAAUAGUUUCAGACACGAACAGCAGGUAUGAUUCUCAGCUGGUUUAAUACAAAGCAAUUGCAUGUAGCUAACUAGCUUUGGUAAAAAAAUGAAAAAAAACAACUUGAAUGUAUAAAAAGAACUGAGUUUAUUGAAUAAACUGGGGUAUUAGACUGCUAUACUUACGCUGAUUUGGAUUUAUGUGUAAACAAUCUUCGUUAGAACCAACAGUCAUAAUUGACACAAUUGUUUGAUACU